Acyrthosiphon pisum (pea aphid) is the source of this 1290-nucleotide messenger RNA. Its product is annotated as zinc finger MYM-type protein 1-like. NCBI's taxonomy places the organism in Eukaryota, Metazoa, Arthropoda, Insecta, Hemiptera, Aphididae. The coding region runs from base 376 to 1290 and encodes 304 amino acids. The record is from RefSeq and is a predicted model, not a curated record. The transcript has 4 exons.
AUACAACCGAAAGUAUGGUUUCUACUGAAUCACUGUCCAUUGAUAUGAAUCCAAUUUCAAAAUUAGCUACUUCUACUAUUACCACAAAUACAACCGAAAGUAUGGUUUCUACUGAAUCACAGUCCAUUGAUAUGAACCCAAUUUCAAAAUUAGCUACUUCUACUAUUACCACAAAUACAACCGAAAGUAUGGUUUCUACUGAAUCACUGUCGACACUGUCCAUUGAUAUGAAUCCAAUUUCAAAAUUAGCUACUUCUACUAUUACCACAAGUAAUUUAUAUUUAAAAUUUAAUUUUUGAAUUUAUAAAAUAUUCUAAUAUAAAAUCUAAUAAUGUGUGCUUUCAAUUAUUAGGUGAAACUGAAUGUAUUUCUGAUAUGGAGCCAAAUUCAAUAUCAGCUGAAUUUACAUUAACUUCUAGUAGCUUAGCAUUUUUUAUUAGACCCGCUAGUAAUGAAUCAGUAGAAAUCAAAUUAGCUUUUUUAAAAAGUCAUCCCAUUCAACCUCUUGUUUUAAGUAAUGAUAAACUUCCAUUUGAUCCUCAAAAAAUGUAUUAUCAGACUUUAAGUGAUUCUCAAAAAGUUCAGCGCAAAUGGUUAUCUUAUUGUUCUUAUAGUAAAAGAAUAUUUUGUACUACAUGUAUGACAUUUUGUCCACGACGUGAAAAUAUUAGCAAUUUAGUAACUGGAUUAGAAGUCUUAAAUUCGAAAAAUGUUUAUGGUACAGUUAAAAAACAUGAACAAUCAAAAACACACGGUGAAGCAGUUUCUGCUUUACUACAAGCUAACUUAAACAAAAAUAUUGAGAGUUGUAUUAAUAUUAAUUUAAGGGAAAUUCAUUCCAAAGAAGUAGAAUUUAACCGUUUGGUCAUUAAAAGGCUCAUUGAUAUAAUAAUGUUUAUUGGUAGGCAAGGAUUAGAUUUUCGUGGUAAAGAUGAAGCAGCUUAUAGCUUAGAGGAUAGGACUAUUAAUCAUGGAAAUUUUUUGGAACUAGUAUUGCUUAUUAAAGAUUAUGAUGUUGUAUUGAAUAUGCAUGUUAAAAAUUGUAUUGAGUUAAGUAAAAAACGUAAAGCUGGAGGUAAAAAAAAUAAUAAUACUCUUUCUCAGACCCGUGGUAGAGGAUCUUUAGUAACAUUUCUAUCAAAAACAUUUAUAAAUAAAAUUGUUUUAGUUAUUGGUAAUUUAUUACGAGAGAAAAUAGUAAAUGAAUUAAAAGAAGCCCAAAGUUUUAGAACAUUAAUAAGGCUACCCUUAUACACUCCUAGUAGUAAAAUUUUAGCUUUUUCUUGCUGA